UAUGUGGUUCUGCUGAUGGCCACCUAUUGGUGCACCGAGGCUCUUCCUCUGGCUGUCACCGCAUUGCUUCCAGUAUGCCUCUUUCCAACAAUGGGAAUUCUUCCAUCCAAAAAAGUGUGCCCGCAGUACUUUCUCGACACCAACUUCCUCUUUCUCAGUGGCCUUGUGAUGGCUUCGGCUAUUGAGGAAUGGGGCCUGCAUCGCAGAAUAGCCCUGAAGGUCCUGAAGAUUGUUGGGGUAAAGCCGGCUUGGCUCAUAUUGGGAAUGAUGCUCACCACAUCCUUCCUGUCCAUGUGGCUUAGCAACACUGCUACCACGGCAAUGAUGCUUCCCAUUGGUAACGCCAUCCUGGAGAGCCUGUUUGGGGACCUGGAGAGCCUGAAAGCAAGAAGCAAAUCCGUUGAGGACUCUGACAAUGAAAUAAUAAACGGUCAGUCCAACAUGAAGCUGCAGUCAGUGCAUUCACUGCCCUCAGAAAAACAAAUAUUGUCCAUAGACGGGCUGGAGGGAAUGGAUCAGAUUAACAUCAAAACGGCGGACGAGAUUCAAUCGGAGGCACAAUAUCAGAUGAAGGUAUGGAAAGGAUUCUUGAUCUGCAUCCCAUACGCUGCCAGCAUCGGAGGGACGGCAACCUUGACAGGCACUGCACCCAACCUCAUUCUCAUCGGACAGCUUAAAAGCUACUUUCCAGAUUGUGACAUUCUUAAUUUUGGCUCUUGGUUUGCAUUCGCUUUCCCCCUCAUGGCUCUCUUUCUGUUCCUGGGAUGGAUAUGGAUUGCAUUUCUCUACGGUGGACUGAACACACGUUUGUGUAUCCAGAAACAGGACUUAAGAGCAGAAGCAGAAGCAAGAGCCAAGGCCGUCAUCGAUGAAGACUAUGAAAAACUAGGGCCCAUAAAUUUUGCAGAAGGCGCCAUCUCUUUCUUUUUUGUACUGUUUGCCGUUCUCCUGUUCACCAGAGACCCCAAGUUCAUUACCGGCUGGUCCGUCUUGUUCCUCAAAGGGUAUGUUUCUGAUGCAGUCACCGGUGUGGUCAUCGUCUCCAUGCUCUUCUUCUUCCCGUCACAGAGACCUUCUCUCAGCUGGUGGUUGAAUCCACAGGCCUCAAACACUCCUUGCGUUCCUCUCCUAUCGUGGAAGAAAGCCCAGGAAUGUGUCCCAUGGAACAUCAUCCUGCUGCUCGGUGGGGGUUUCGCGAUGGCCAAAGGCUGUGAGGAGUCUGGCUUGGCCUCUUGGAUCGGAGGCCACCUCCAGCCUUUGGCCCAGGUCCCAGCGGCUGCAGCUGCGAUGCUGAUUACGGCCUUUGUGGCCUGUUUUACAGAAUUUGCCAGCAACACUGCCACAAUCAUCAUCUUCUUGCCCAUCAUAGCUGAGCUGGCCAUGCGUAUUGUGGUGAACCCUCUCUACUUCAUGAUACCAGCAACAAUAGGGUGUUCGUAUGCUUUCAUGCUACCAGUAUCCACUCCUCCCAACUCCAUUGCAUUCGCCUCAGGACAUCUUAUGGCCAAAGACAUGGUGAAGACGGGCAUUGUCAUGAACAUCCUGGGCAUCCUGUCAGUUUCUCUGGCCAUGAACACGUGGGGCAUCGCCAUGUUUAGCUUGAACACUUACCCGGAAUGGGCUCACCCCUCAAAUCUGUCUGUGUCCGUACGCGCCCCGGUGCUCAAUGCUACUGUCUGA
Molecule: messenger RNA, 1680 nt
Organism: Lampris incognitus (smalleye Pacific opah)
Lineage: Eukaryota; Metazoa; Chordata; Actinopteri; Lampriformes; Lampridae
Gene: slc13a3
Product: solute carrier family 13 member 3
Exons: 12
Coding region: 16-1680 (554 amino acids)
Biological process (GO): citrate transport; monoatomic anion transmembrane transport
Cellular component (GO): membrane
Molecular function (GO): succinate transmembrane transporter activity; sodium:dicarboxylate symporter activity; citrate transmembrane transporter activity
Source: RefSeq, a predicted model, not a curated record